UUUUUUUUUUUUUUUGUUCUUUAUCUUAUUAUUAUGUCUGUCUCUGCAGUAUCAACCCCUUCAACUGAACAAAGCACAAACCCUAUGUCUCAGACCCCCUUAAAUGGAUAUGUUGGUUUUGACACAAUUACACAACAAAUCGAACGAAAGUUACUGAAAAAAGGAUUUCAAUUUAAUGUGAUGGUUGUUGGUCAAUCAGGCCUUGGUAAAUCCACACUUGUCAACACUAUUUUUGCUUCUCAUUUGAUCGACAGUAAAGGUAGACUUGAAGCUUCAGAAUUAACUCGUCAAACAACAGAAAUUGAAGCUGUUGCACAUACCAUUGUUGAAAAUGGUGUUCGUUUAAGAUUGAAUAUUGUGGAUACACCUGGUUAUGGUGAUCAAGUCAAUAAUGACAAUUGUUGGGAACCCAUCAUCAAAUACAUUAAAGAUCAACAUUCAGCUUAUCUUCGCAAGGAAUUAACAGCCAAACGUGAAAGAUAUAUUGUCGAUACUCGUAUUCAUUGUUGUCUCUUCUUUAUCACACCCUCUGGUCAUUCCCUUAAGCCUAUUGAUAUUGUUGUACUCAAGAAACUUUCAGAAGUAGUGAAUGUGGUACCUGUGAUUGCUAAAUCUGAUUCACUCACUACUGAAGAACGCGAUCUUUUUAAACAAAGAAUCAAGGCGGAAUUAGCUUUCCAUAACAUCAGAUUAUAUCCUUAUGAAAGUGAAGAAGACGAAGAGCAAGAAAGAACUUUGAAUGAAAGUAUUUGGGAACUGAUUCCAUUUGCUGUUGUUGGUUCUGAACGCAAUGUAGUCAUUGAUGGUAAAGCUGUGCGUGGUAGAAAGACACGUUGGGGAGCUAUCAAUGUAGAAGAUCCUGCUCAUUGUGAGUUUAUUCAUCUUAGAAAUUUCUUAACCAGAACACAUUUACAAGACUUGAUUGAAACUACAGCCAUGAUUCAUUAUGAAACUUUCCGUGCUAAACAAUUAAUGGCGAUCAAGGAAUCUACACAACUUCAACAAAAGCCUGAAACAGUAUCCGAAUAAUUUACCCAUACUAUUUAAUAAAGAACAAAAAU
This is a messenger RNA of Gilbertella persicaria, 1061 nucleotides long. RefSeq names its product Septin-type guanine nucleotide-binding (G) domain-containing protein. Gene Ontology annotation, biological process: cytoskeleton-dependent cytokinesis. The transcript has 7 exons. Bases 34 to 1029 code for a protein of 331 amino acids. Gene Ontology annotation, molecular function: GTP binding; GTPase activity; molecular adaptor activity. The record is from RefSeq and is a predicted model, not a curated record. NCBI's taxonomy places the organism in Eukaryota, Fungi, Mucoromycota, Mucoromycetes, Mucorales, Choanephoraceae. Gene Ontology annotation, cellular component: microtubule cytoskeleton; septin ring; septin complex.